Molecule: messenger RNA, 2055 nt
Organism: Schistosoma guineensis
Lineage: Eukaryota; Metazoa; Platyhelminthes; Trematoda; Strigeidida; Schistosomatidae
Source: the annotation of a GenBank genome assembly
GGGAGGAUAUUUUGGUCAGGAGCGUUACAACGUGGUUGGUUGAGAUGUCUUGGUUGUUUGGCUUUGGCAAACAAACAUCGAAAGACUUCGACAUUCCUGGUGACGUCCCGCCACCACCAAGCCCACCUGCAAGUUUACAGGACAAGAAACAGUCUAAAGAUACGGCUUCUGCUUACCGAUUUGAUUCAGCUGCACUUGAAAGAGCUGCAAAGGCAGCUAGAGAACUUGAAUCAUCUAAACAUGCGAAGGAAGCAUUUGAUCUAUCUCAAAAACAUGAACAAACUUUACAGAUGGAAUAUCAAUCAAAAAUGAAGGAGUACGAGCUUGGAUUAGAACAGAUUAAAAUACAGCAAUAUAGAGCUCAGCAGGAAGAACGCAGGAAAACGCUAGAGGAGGAGGCGAGAAUACAAAAGCAGCGCGCCGAUUAUCAAGAUAUGCUGGCUCGUAAACGUCAGGAAGAUCAAAUAGCCUUACAGGCCAAAGCUCAGGCAGACAAUCUGAAAAAACAGGAGGAAUCCGUUCAGAAACAAGAAGCAAUGCGAAGAGCAACAAUUGAAUUUGAAUCGGAUCUUCGCCACAAGAAUGAAAUGAAACAAAUUGAAGCAAAGAUUAAAGGUGAAGCUGAAGUUGAACGACAAAAUCGUGACCUGCGCCUAGAACGUGCACGUGUUGACGCCCGAGAGUAUCGUCAAACGGUCUUGGAAUCCAUAACAACUGCUGGCUCUGUCAUUGGUAAUGGUAUCAGCAAUUUCCUGUCAGAACCUGACAAGAUGGCCACUGUCAUUGGUUCACUAACGUUAUUAGCUGGCGGCAUAUAUGGGGCUAAAUAUGGGAUCGGAACAUUUACUAAAGUUGUAGAAUCUCGUAUAGGUAAACCGGCACUUGUGCGUGAGACUUCCCGACUAAAUAUAGUAGAUACUUGUCGUCACCCUAUCAAGACAGCCAAAACGGUCUUUCAGCGUCCUAAGGAUCCUCUAGAAGGUAUAAUUUUGCGACCUGAGUUGGAAGCAUCUUUGAGAAAAAUUGCAAUUGCAACCAGACAUACCAAAGCAAAUAGAGGCUUUUAUCGAAAUAUCCUAAUGGCAGGUCCUCCUGGUACUGGAAAAACGAUGUUUGCAAAGAGUUUGGCUAUGCAUUCGGGUAUGGAUUACGCGAUUUUAACUGGUGGAGAUAUUGCACCUAUGGGCAGUGAAGGAGUUACUGCAGUCCACAAAGUUUUUGAAUGGGCCAAAACUAGUCGUAAAGGAGUUUUACUUUUUGUGGAUGAGGCUGAUGCAUUUCUUCGUAAAAGAGACCAAGAACGAAUAAGUGAAGGUGUCCGAGCAACUUUAAAUGCAUUUUUGUACAGAACUGGAGAACAGUCUAAGAAAUUUAUGUUAGUUUUAGCCAGUAAUCAACCUGAACAGUUCGACUGGGCAAUUAAUGAUCGUAUGGAUGAAAUUGUUCAGUUCACACUACCUGGUUUGGAAGAGCGUGAACGAUUGGUCAGGCAUUAUUUCGAUCGUUUCCUUCUUCAACCUUCGUUAACCAAAAGUCACCGUAUUCGCCUAGCUGAAAACAUAGAUUAUGCUGUAAAAUGUGCAGAGAUCGCUAAAAGAACGACUGGCCUCUCUGGACGCGAAAUUUCUAAAAUUGCAGUUGGAUGGCAGACAGCUGCAUAUUCCAGCGAAGACGGUGUUUUGACAGAAGGCAUGAUGGAUGCUGUUGUCGACAGUGCUAUUGCAGCUAAUCGUCAAAAACAAGAAUGGCGACACUAUAGACUUUCUGACGCGGUAGACGCUGUUCCAAACUAGUACCACUUACAAUAAGGAAGCUACCAGCUUUUGCAUUAUGCAUCACAUCUGUUAUUUACUAAUCUAUACAUAUGAUUCCCUGUGUACCUAAUCAGUAGUCUUUUUGAGAUAAGAUCAAGUAGCUUUUUCAAUCGCCAGAUAUAGUAUAAAAUUGUCAACUAAUUUUCUCCCUUAACAAAAAGCUUGUUAUGUCUGGUUUUUCUUCACGCAAUGAACCAACAAUGAAGUUUUUUUACAAAUUCAUUAAACGGUUCUGUGGGCA